This is a messenger RNA of Prosopis cineraria, 827 nucleotides long. Its product is annotated as auxin-responsive protein SAUR71. The transcript has a single exon. Lineage: Eukaryota; Viridiplantae; Streptophyta; Magnoliopsida; Fabales; Fabaceae. The record is from RefSeq and is a predicted model, not a curated record. Gene Ontology annotation, biological process: response to auxin. The coding region runs from base 72 to 473 and encodes 133 amino acids.
CCAACCCAACUCAAUCGCACACAGUCUCUUUCUCCAACUUCAUAGCUUUCUCUCUCCACUGCUAAGACACGAUGAAGCAUUUGAUUCGCAGGCUUGCUCGAGUCGCCGACUCGUCUCAGUACACUCUGCUCAGAUCUGAUUCGCAGAGUCGUCGCCCGCGCCGAGUGCUGGCUGCCGCUGGGAGGAAUCGGAGGCAUCGCUCUAGGACGGCGUCGGCGUCGGAAGGUCACGUCCCGAUCUACGUUGGCGACGAGAUGCGGAGAUUCGAGGUGGACGCGGAGCUGCUGAACCACCCGAUCUUCGUGAAGCUUCUGAACAAAUCGGCUCAGGAGUACGGAUACGAGCAGAAAGGCGUGCUUAGAAUUCCCUGCCGCGUCCUAGUCUUCGAGCGCGUCCUCGAAGCUCUUCGUCUUGGACUCGACGCGCGUGACCUCCACGACCUCCUCUGCUCCUCGUCUGAAGAGUUUUGCUAGGAAUGAAUGAAGAAAAAGUAAGUUGAAGGAAACUAGGGAGGUUGAUGAAGCUGCACACAGUAUGUUAGUGAAGAUCAUUUUCUGUAAAUAUACCUUAUAACCUUGAAAGGAGCACAGAAAAUUUAGGUGUUUGUUAAUUGUGAAGUUCCCUUUUUCUUCUUGUUGCUCAGUGUAAAUGCGAAGAUGUAACCAAUUCGCUACUGGAAAAGCAACUAAGAAAUGAGAGUCUCUUGUUUGCUUUUUUGCAUCUGUCUCCUCCUUCCAUUUUUGUUUCUCGGGAAACAAACGGAAGAGUGAAACUGAAAAUUAAUGUACUGUACCCAAAAAAAGUAAAAAAGAGCUCCGCUUCAUGCA